AUGCAAGGGAAAAUUGCGCAUCAGCAAGCAGGGCGGUGCUCUCGCCAUACUACGGUGUACGAGUACAGCGCCAAGGUGGACAAUGUGGACAAUGUGGACGAUACAGAGCACGCCAAGGAAACGGGCAACUUGCAAAGAAGUGUUCCAGAAGGCGUCGCCCGUCGGCUUGCUCUGUAUACGACGCACGACGUAAUCCUCUCUGGCGCUGUCGAACCUGUCUUGCCUGCUGUGAGACAGGACGGCGCGCUAUACGAGCACGAGCCCCGAUCGAUCGGCAGUGCAUACUCUGCAUCAUGUCGUCGUCGGGUCUACUCGUUCUCGUAA
Grosmannia clavigera kw1407 is the source of this 324-nucleotide messenger RNA. RefSeq lists its product as uncharacterized. Lineage: Eukaryota; Fungi; Ascomycota; Sordariomycetes; Ophiostomatales; Ophiostomataceae. Bases 1 to 324 code for a protein of 107 amino acids. The transcript has a single exon. The record is from RefSeq and is a predicted model, not a curated record.